This is a messenger RNA of Ectocarpus sp. CCAP 1310/34, 1982 nucleotides long. The record is from the annotation of a GenBank genome assembly. NCBI's taxonomy places the organism in Eukaryota, Phaeophyceae, Ectocarpales, Ectocarpaceae.
AUGGUCUCGCAAGGCGGCACGGCCGGACAGCCCAUCCUGGGGGGCAUCGAGAGCGAGGGCGUGAGCGAGUUUUGAACAGAUGCGUGCGGACGGAAGGAACACAAAAGAAAACGCAGUUUGGUAGGUAAAGUGAUCUCUCUGCGUCGGUAAGCACCAAACUCGUUGUUUUGUGUUUUUCGACAUGGCAGAAGCAUGGUUCUUUGCCCAUGAUGAUUGUCGCCGCCUCGCCCUGCCCCUCACGUCACUCUCCCACUUGGAAUCGUCGGUUUGUUGACCACUCUGGGCGCCAUCGCUUUCGAAGACGCAUAUGCUCGAAAAAUUUCACGUUCGCGAGCCUUUGCCACUCCUUGUCCGUCCCUGGAUCGUGUCGGACGCAUCCGGGCCUGUCAUUCACCAUUACUUCCGCACACGCUAGCGGGGAUUGGGGGAUGCUCCCGUGUAUUUCCCCGGAUCUGGUUUCUUGUUGGGCAGCGCAGAACAGCGUCGUCCGUCCGAGAAAGGUGCAAUGACACCCAGCGACCACACCGGUGUAGUUCGGACCCAGAAAAUCUCUACGGGACAGCACACUCCCGUCUUGCGGUUGUGGCACGAACAGUUACCUUUUUCACAGCACUGCCGCCAUUGCGGUACACAUCACACACGUGGUUACCGUCGAAUGCUACCGUUCCGAAAGGUGAUGGUGGUGGUUACACGAUAUUCGGGCGGCAUCAAGCUGGGAACAGGCGGGCUGUGCCGGGCCUACGGCGGGGCGUCGAGGCAAUGCCUACAGGCGGCUGAGAGGUAUUGAGCGCGGCGUGGUCGUCAAGGGCGCGGAGCUGUCAGUCGGACAGGGUAGGCAGAAGAGCCGGUCGUUGUUCCUUUUAGUCGGAGCUGCGAGUGUCGCUUGAUUUCGUUUGCAGCAGCAGGAGGGUGGGAUGGACCGCCCGAUCUACCAUCUUUCCAUUUUUUGGCACGGCACACGAUAUGCUCGUGAGAGCAACUUCGAGCCCUCGGCUGCACAAGCAGAGUUCAACGACGGGCGGACCACGUUACAGGCAGCGAUUUAUUGCGUCGGGAGCGCGCCGAAGGUGUCGGUGGAAGUAUCCGUCAGUUCCCGAUCGCCUAAGCGUCGGUACCUAGACUUGCCAUCUACAGGAGUAACAUGAAGCCCAGCAUGAACCGGGAGGGGGGUGUACUCAUAGUCGUGCAUGCCGUAGUCGUCAGACCAUUGACCUCGCAUCCCUACAAAGCAGGGACGGAGCACGCCGGGUUCUCACCGGACCAGGCUCUCACAUCACCAAGCGCGAAGCGCCGUGAGGUAUUUGGCGAGUCGCAUGAAGGGUGCGCUGCAUCCUGCUAAGGGUUUUCGGCAUCUUGCGCUUACUUCCUUGCGUACGGAUUACAGCUGCGUAUGACUUAGUUUUUUUUCUGGUGCUUUCACUUCCAGAGACAGUUGUAAGCUCUGUGUAACUACUCGAGGGUGCUUGACCAAUUCAACACAACGUGGUGCGAUCAUCCCCCUUGCGCGGAGUGAGGUUUAUCCACCCCGCACAACAUGAUCUACUCGACCACCGUUAUGGUUAUCGCCAAAAAAACAAAGAGGUAAAAAAAAAAAAACGGUAUUCUGGUUGCCGAGUUCACGAAGUGAAUUGGCUUGUUUUACAACGUCGUUGCCAAGCGACGAAAACCCAAUCCCGAUGGCAAACACCGAGGGGGGGGAACCGGUGGGGGGGGGGACUCUUCGGGUGUAGGGAGCCCGUUGUCGCGAGGCUCUACAGCAUGGACAUGCACGGGCCGGCCUUGGUUGUUUUGCCAUUUGAAUAUAUUAUCCCCCCGCAUGCUGUUUUUCUUUUUUUGGCCUCCCUUGCUUGCGGUGUCUAGUCGUCGGACAAUAGCGAGCCGCCUGGUAGGGUGGGUCGGUCGGCCGAGGAGUGAACAUGGCCGUGGUAGCUUUGCCGAUAGGUUAGAGACCCCCCCCCGCCGUCCCCGCACCCUUUUUUGUU